Molecule: messenger RNA, 2276 nt
Organism: Patiria miniata (bat star)
Lineage: Eukaryota; Metazoa; Echinodermata; Asteroidea; Valvatida; Asterinidae
Exons: 4
Coding region: 206-1780 (524 amino acids)
Biological process (GO): negative regulation of protein ubiquitination; protein secretion
Cellular component (GO): apical part of cell
Source: RefSeq, a predicted model, not a curated record
CUAUUGUUGACACACGACCGGCCGAUCGGGUUUAGCUAGUCGGCGGAAUGCCUCCGUAUCUAUGUCAUGGAUUAGGUUUCUAAAUCGCUUUGUAUACAUUACACCUUGAUACCUGUCAUAUCUUAUUAAUGCAGCUUUUGGUUACCACAAAUGGACACGCAACUUGAUGGCACCUGUUGGACAACAUUGAGUCAGCCCUGAUAAGAUGUCUGUCAGGGUUUGUGUGUAUCCGGUUCCAUUGAGAGACCCUGGGAGCCUAUCGCGCUAUGGCAGUGCAUCCAGCUCGAUUGUCAGUGGACCAGUGUCGCCCUCACCGCUUAUCUCUGCCUCAACGAUGGCUGCCCUAUCCCGACAAGCUGUGGAUAUGUCAGCCUCAACCAACCAAAGGCCAGAUGCAGUGGUCUCCACACCAACACAGAGCCGGAUCUGUUCUCUACCUGAGAUACCAAACAGCCCAAGUGCACGGUCAGUCACGUCCUCCGACUCCCCAUUCCUCAUUCAAGUCAGGAACAUCACUGAGAAGCAGAAUCAGCAAACCUCUGUUAAGUCUUCACAGCACUGUACUGCACGGAACAGUACAUUUCCAAACUUUCGAGCUCUUCAAAGACUUUCGCUUAGUGCAAAGACAAAAGCAGCAAGUCCUAAUAAAAACCCCAGAAGAAGUAGCACUACGUAUGAUUAUUUCAACCCAGACCUCAACCAGAACAGUACCUCUUCUAAAUCAAGCAGCUCAAGAACACCAUUGUUGUACAGGGCAGAUGACCAAACCCAACGUUCAGGUCAAGAUUUAAGGAAGGACCAGAGCCUUGAUGAUAGAGGAACGCCAGCUGCUUUUAGUGCACUUGAAAGUUUACCAGGAAACAGGCACAGUGAUACGGAGAGACGACAAUGCUUGUCGUCUGAGGAGACGAUACAAGGUUAUGUUGCAGAUCAUUCAGUGUCACCCAAAUUCCACAAAAAGAAAUCAGCCAAGAAAAAGAAGAGGAAGACCAAAAGGACAAAAUCCAGGGCCCACCAUUUACAGAAGCAUCCCCAGGAUAGCAGGCGAUCCAGUUCCGAUAAAACAGCUCCAUUACAAGAUAACUCUCUGGGUGCCAUACUCCGGGCCAUGCCUGUUAUGGUGGAAACAAAAAAGAUAGAAGUGUACAGCUCACGCUACAGCAAAUGUGACACAGAGAGGAUUGUGUCUCAUCAGAAUGAGAAAAAGUCAUUGGGUGAUGAGAGAGGAGACAUUCCUAAGUAUACAAACUCUCCAUACAGGGAUUCACCGCAGGGGGCUCUCCUCAUGAGCAAAGUUUCCCUUGAGGGCCCCGACCCAGUCAUCUAUGCCAGCAGGGUGUCACCUCGAAUCCCUGGCCCGUCUGGACCUGGGGGCGGCUCCAGAGACCAAGGCAACAUGUCAAGGGUGACAAGGGUGUACCUGUCAGAGAAACAGUCUGGCAACCUCAGGGAGUGUGGCUUGAUUCUUCCCUGUGCACCGCCUGGUACCCCGACCCCUCAGAUGUUGCAGAGGUACCAGUACAUCCCAUCUAUGAUGGACUUAAGGAGCCAGCGAGCUGUCCGAGAUCGCCUGUCCGGGAUGGAGCAGAAAGCAAAGAAGAAGCAACAGCAGCAGAGGGAGGAGGCCCGGAAGACAGAACAGCAGCUCCAGCGUGACCAGGCCGUUGCCUGGAAACAGCGGCAGAGGCGGGAGAUCUAUGCCCUCAACAAAAUCAUGACCGAGUUUGAGGCGAAAAACUUCCAAGAGUUCAUGAAGAGGAUGAGUGAAAAGACUCCUUGAUGAUGAGAACCACUGGUGUGUUUCAGACAUCCGGCCAUUUUUGAAAUCAGUUGGCAGUAAGGCAUGUACAGACACUAUGUUUCUCGAUAUUUAACAUUGAAAGUGUGAAAAACAACUCAAACACAGAAGUGUGCACGGCAGUAUAAGAUAGACAACUUAAAACCGACGGGUGCCUUUUUAUUGUUAGUAUUUUUCACUAUGCAUGAUUAUGUACAUGUACAUUUGUGCACAUGUACAGCCUAUUUCAUUUUUACAUCCGUGGACAUUUGUACGUGUCAAGUGUACGUCCUAUAAUCGGCAAUUGGACUUGAACUGUGUGUAGUGUGGUGUACGUUUUGAUGGCAAUGCUUGUUUUGUAAUUUUACAAUCGUGUUUUAUUUUGUAAAGCCCAGUGCAUGAAUUCCAAAUAGGGCUGACCUAGCUACAUUUAUACCACUCACUUUGCUUUUUUCAUGGGUUGAGUAAAAGGGAAUAAAACCUCUUACAAAGGUCUAAA